UUUUUAUAAAUUCUAGAUCUCUUAACAUUGGUCCAUUCGAUAGGAACCUAUCUGACUGGCUGCUGCAAAGCUUCUUUCCCCGAAAAAGACCGCACCGGCGUGGAAGAAUUCGCCGAAAAAUAUUCGGGAGAGAGAAGAGACGAAAUUGUACCAAAAAAGGAGUAGAGUACAGUCCAAGGAUCUAUAAGAUCUAAACAAACUGGCCUCGCAGGCUCCUGUGUGCUACAUAUAAUACCUGCAGAACACCCACAUACAUACACUCGAGCUUGUACUUAUUCUAAUAGUCCCGACUAUACAGCCCAGUACACAGUUAGUUCAGUUAAACAUAACACAUAAACAAUUUUAGUAGCCGUAAAUUUUAUUACCUCAGUCAUGGCUAUUUCAAAAGUCAUGCUUUAUUUUUAUACUCAUUUUUAAUAAAUUUAUUUGUCAUUAUUUUAAGUUAUAACAACCAUUUUGAUUUAUACAAAAAUAGAACCCAAGUAUUUUUCUAUUAAUAAUCUAAUUUUUUAUUUACUUAAAAUAAAUCAGUGGAAUUAAUUUAUUUUACAAUAAAAAUAAUAAAUAAUGGAAAUUUGGUGGUUUUCGCGAGUUGUUGCUCAUCAUCCUUAUGCAAUAUUAUCAGCGGUGUUUGUCCUAUCAUCGACAUGCCUAAUAGUUCCAUUGGCCACUAAUAAAUUUCCAGAUUUUACCGAUCCAAAAAUGGGAUUUGAAGCACGUGGGACAGCAGUUGCUCAGAGAUUGACUGCUUGGAUGAACUUGGAAAAAGCAACUGGUGCUCGGGGACAACUUAUUGACAAUCCUGUUGAAUAUUAUAAUUAUUUAUUGCAAUCAAUUAAACAGAAUACAACAGAUUCUUUCAACGGAACAAGAACAAUCCCGGGAAUAAUUCGAAAAAAGCCAAAAAACAAAUCCAAAAAGAAAAAAUACAACAAACUCUCUAAUGAAACAGCAACUAACGACGGCAAAGACCAAUGGGACGAGCUCCUGAAGCUAAAAAACAACAAAAACCGACCGGAGCACAUCCACGAAGUAGAACUCAACACCCAAGAGGAGUUUUUCUGCCACCUGCCGAAUUCCUUGUACGCGAGAGUAGUAAUCGGCUCGGACAAUAAGGACAAGAACCUCUGGUCACUUGAGGGAGUUUUGGCGCAAUGUCACAUUGACGCGAUGCUCCGAGCUAACCCAAAGUUUCCUUAUCUCUGCGAAAAGCCCACAGAUCACGGCUCGGACAGCGAGAAAUGCUGCAGGAGCUGGUCGCCGGCUAACUACGUCGCUUUUCUGUCGAACCGCACUUCUUGUCUAGGUGUAACUGAAUCUGAUUUAGCCAGAGUCGAGACUUUGCUGAAGAGAUGUGCUUAUUAUUACCGGAACCAUCAUUUGACAGCUGAUUGUUCCGAGGACUUCAAUUGCCAGAAGCAAGUUCCUGCUGAGUGCUACAAACACAACAACGCGCUGUAUCAUUUGCUUCAUUAUUUGCUGGACGCUGAUUUUAUGUCACCAGAUGUGAUUAAAAACAACUCAAACGCAACCCUAGAAGUGGCGAUGUUAUUUCUGCCGAUGGCUGCCAGCGCGAAGUCAUUGAAUUUCUACAAAAACAUCGCGAUAGACGGACUAGAAUACGGAAGCUUCCGGGUGAUGGGAAUGGAGCUAGGUCUGAAAGACACUUUGUUCGACCGUCUUCUUGUUUCAGACUCCUCCUUUCUGUUAUCUGGGUUCGCAUUUGUCACCUUUUGCAUCUGGGCUUACACAAGCUCAAUUAUUCUCACGGUAUCGGCGAUACUCGCGGUUAUUUUUAGCCUGGGGAUUUCAUACGCUAUUUAUACUCUGGUCAUCAGAAUCAAUUUCUUUCCUUUUAUGAAUUUAUUGGCAAUUGUCGUCGCUGUUGGAAUCGGUGCGGAUGACGCAUUUAUAUUUUGCAAAAUAUGGGAAGAAAACAAGCAGGAAAAAAUAUCCAGCGGCGGAAUGACAAAGUUAGUACAGAAAACUUUGGUCCACGCUGUUCCGUCGAUGCUGGUAACGUCGCUGACGACAGCUGUUGCCUUUUUUGCGUCAAUUGUCAGCAAUGUCACUGCUAUCAACUGUUUCAGUUUGUUUUCAGGCAUGACUGUGAUAGCAAAUUUCUUUCUAAUGGUAACAUGGUUACCCGCGAGUGUCGUCGUAUCCGAGCACUGUCGCUUUGUAAUUUUAUCACCAGCAAAUUUUAUGGUGCGAAAAAUAAUUCGCCCGCUAAAAAUUACCAUGGGAAAAGUCUCAGUGGGUUUCAGCAACACUCUAACAAAAAUAGUAAUUGGAUUAAGAUGGCUUUGGUUGCCAAUAUUAGGAGCAGCUGCACUGGCUGGUGGAAUGGUUGUCUUCAAUUAUCCAGGAUUACGCUUACCAGACUCCCCAAAUUUCCAGUUAUUCGACAGCUCUCAUCAGUUUGAGCGAUAUGACCUUCUUUACAAGCGAAAAUUUUGGUUUGAAAAAUUAGAAAUGGACGGCGGUGAAGGUCUACUGCCUCUCCGCUUCGUCUGGGGAAUAAAGCCAGUUGACAACGGUAACUACCUAGAUCCAACAUCCCGAGGAGAACUCGAGUUCGACGAGACCUUCGACAUAUCUGACAAAAAGUCGCAGGUGUGGUUACGAAAAUUCUGCCACAAUUUACGAACCCAGCCAUUUUACCACGACACGCAAGGCCCGUUGUUGUCAAACUGCUUCAUCGAGUCCUUCAGCACCUGGAUGACCCGCCGGUGCGAGGACCCAGGGGACCCUCAGCUCAGCAGAGCGCCUUGCUGCGACGUAAAUUCUUAUCCUUACAAGCCUCACGUGCUUCGGCGCUGCGUCGCUGAAGCAAGCGCGGAUUUAUACAGAACUCCUCACCACCUCUGGACUCGCGAGGGGGCUGUCGCCGGAGGGAUCAAGUAUUUAAAGGACUCCGUCAAGCCUACUUAUCUCUUCAACAAUAAUAACAACAAUACUAAUAACAAUAAUUAUAAUAAAAACAUGCCAGUGCCAAAAAUAAUGGUGCUGAUAGUUGAAUACGACAGUACGUACUCCUACAGCCUAUCUUUCGCAGAAAUGAACGAGUUUUAUAACAAAGUCGAGACGUGGAUGCAGCAGCAGCUGACCACAGCGCCCCAGGGGAUGAAGAACGGCUGGUUCGUCAGUUAUUUGGAGUUCUACGAGCUCCAGAGGACUCUGUACGAAGGAACCAUCUGGGCGAUGGUAGUUUCGAUGAUCCUCGCGCUGAUCGUCUUGGCGCUAGUGACGCUCAACCCGUUGGUCAGUCUGUACGCCAUUUUGGCGAUCGGCGGCGCCAUUUUGUCGACAGUCGCCGCGCUGGUGCUUCUAGGCUGGAGACUGAAUGUUUUAGAAAGCGUGACGGUCUCCACGGCGAUAGGGCUUGCGGUAGACUUUAGUUUGCACUACAGCGUGAGCUACCGUGCGUGUAAGUCCGAGAAGAGAGUCGACCGGGUGAAGAGAGUCCUGGAGCAAAUGGGAGGACCGACUUUGAUGGCCGCGGCCACCAGCGGAGUCUCUGGGGCGCUAAUGCUGCCUUCCCACGUGCUCGCUUAUAUCCAAAUCGCGAUUUUUUUGCUCCUAAUUAUGGGCGUAAGUUGGUUAUACGCGACUUUCUUCCUCUGUCCGCUCCUGGCUGUGGUAGGACCUUCCCCGGAGUUCGCGCAGUUUCAUUAUACUAGGCUCAAGAGGCUCUUGCCUGGAUUUUGUGGGGAAGAUGAACAGGAGAGGAAGGAAGACACUAGUGAUAGUGCUGGAAAUAGCUGUAGAAGUGGGAAAGGCGAAUGGAGAAGAAAAAACAAGUCUGGGUGCAUGUUAUCUGAGUCUAAUCUAAGUACUUCCAGUACUGUUUGUCAGUUGCACUGUCCAGAGGUUGAGAUUCGUCUUCAUGGGUCGGAGUCCCUCCCCUCUCCCUCUUCCCCCUUGUUAUAUCUCGAUCCUAAUCAGACUGAUUCUAUCAAUGUUAAUGUUAGACGUAAGUGAAUUUUUAUUUUAAUCGAAUGCUCAGGAUUUUUUCAUUUAUUUAAAAAUAUAUUAUUGUUAUUAUUA
Messenger RNA from Cotesia glomerata, 4050 nucleotides. RefSeq names its product protein dispatched. Gene Ontology annotation, cellular component: membrane. The coding region runs from base 568 to 3984 and encodes 1138 amino acids. The transcript has 7 exons. Lineage: Eukaryota; Metazoa; Arthropoda; Insecta; Hymenoptera; Braconidae. The record is from RefSeq and is a predicted model, not a curated record.